This is a messenger RNA of Salvia miltiorrhiza (redroot sage), 764 nucleotides long. RefSeq lists its product as uncharacterized. Lineage: Eukaryota; Viridiplantae; Streptophyta; Magnoliopsida; Lamiales; Lamiaceae. The record is from RefSeq and is a predicted model, not a curated record. Bases 125 to 613 code for a protein of 162 amino acids. The transcript has 2 exons.
AAUUGUCCAAACUUUUCAACUCCAACGGCUACUUUUCUUGCCACCCUCAAUUUAAGUCCCUCCGUUUAUUAAAAAAACAAACAAAAAAAAAACCCAUCACUUUCCCUCCGCCGCACAAACUCCGAUGCCUCUCAUCUCCUGCGACGGCGCUCCGCCGCCACUGCUAAUGGUGGUGGAGUAUCUGGAAUCUUCCAUGGCAAGCGAGCUCCUCUACAAGUUCCCCGACAACUCCGCCUUCGAUUUCAACUACGCCCAGAGCUCCAUCUGGUCCCCUCUCCUCCCCCGCCCCCCGCCGCCCCCCGCCGCGGACGGCGGCGUUUCAAGAAAGCUCACCUACGACGUGGGCUUGCUCGAAAACACCAAGAAGAUUGCUGCGAGAAUCAAGAGGAAAUUCACCGACGCUGUGCUCAGCAACGUCGGCGGAUGCACCAAGAUGAAGCGGCGGCGGAGGAAGUCUAUCGGGUUUUCUCCGGUGGCGCCGCCGUGGCGCCGCCCCUCCGUCUCCUCCGCGAGUCCUAAGGGAUGGGCCAAAGCGAUGAAGGGUGCAACUAAGCAUUUUAAGAAGAGGAAGAGCAUGAAGAAAAAUUCGAAUUUGGAUUUUGAUUUUUCUUAAUCUCUUGACAGAUUCUUGAAUCUUGAUCUUACUUAGAUCAAAUUUGCUUUCUGUUGUUUCUUGGUAUUAAUGUUAUUUUUUUAAGAUUUGAGAUGUUUGAUCGUGAUUGAAACAUUUGAUUACAAUGCAUAUGGAUUUUUAAUUUAUUGUA